Molecule: messenger RNA, 162 nt
Organism: Arabis nemorensis
Lineage: Eukaryota; Viridiplantae; Streptophyta; Magnoliopsida; Brassicales; Brassicaceae
Source: the annotation of a GenBank genome assembly
AUGGCAUCAUUGUGCUGCAACCUCACCUACUGGCUCGUGAAGCACCCCAACAUAUAUAGCAAAUUUCACCGGACCGAAGGUGAGACCCUUGGCUGUCUUCUUUGUCUCUGUAGUAGUCUCCGCUUACCUGUCCGCCACAUUCCUCCUUUGCUUUGCCUUUGA